Messenger RNA from Setaria italica (foxtail millet), 1851 nucleotides. RefSeq names its product amino acid permease 3. The coding region runs from base 176 to 1597 and encodes 473 amino acids. The transcript has 2 exons. Gene Ontology annotation, cellular component: plasma membrane. NCBI's taxonomy places the organism in Eukaryota, Viridiplantae, Streptophyta, Magnoliopsida, Poales, Poaceae. The record is from RefSeq and is a predicted model, not a curated record.
UCUCACUAUCACAUUCUCUCCCUCUAGUCUCAUCUCUAUAAACACACCUCCGACCCUCCCAUCCACACACGCACAUGCAUGCUCAUCACCACGGCAAAGCAAGCAAAGAUCAAGAUCAUAUCAGUCCCUACAUUAAUUCUUGGAAGGAUUAUCGGAGGUCGAUCGGCACGCAGUGAUGGCGAAGGCAGGGGAGGCGUUGGAGGUGUCGGUGGAGGCGGGGAACCAUGGCGACGAGGCGCGGCUGGACGAGGACGGGCGGCCGCGGCGGACGGGCACGAUGUGGACGGCGAGCGCGCACAUCAUCACGGCGGUGAUCGGCGCCGGCGUGCUGUCGCUGGCGUGGGCGAUGGCGCAGCUGGGCUGGGGCGCGGGGCUCGUCGCCAUGGUGGUGUUCGCCGCCAUCAGCUACUACACCUCCACGCUCCUCGCCGACUGCUACCGCAGCGGCGACCCCGUCUCCGGCAAGCGCAACUACACCUACACGGAGGCCGUCCGCGCCAUCCUCGGCGGCGCCAAGGUCAAGCUCUGCGGCGUCAUCCAGUACGCCAACCUCGUCGGCAUCGCCAUCGGAUACACCAUCGCCUCCUCCAUCAGCAUGCUGGCGAUCAAGAGGGCGGACUGCUUCCACGACAAAGGGCACAGGAACCCGUGCCGGAGCUCGAGCAACCCCUACAUGAUCCUCUUCGGCGCCGUGGAGAUCGUCUUCUCGCAGAUACCGGACUUCGACCAGAUAUGGUGGCUCUCCAUCGUCGCCGCCGCCAUGUCCUUCACCUACGCCACCAUCGGCCUGUCGCUCGGGAUCGCGCAGACCGUCGCCAACGGCGGGAUCAGGGGCAGCCUCGCUGGCAUCAGCGUCGUCGCCGGGGUGUCGCCGGCGCAGAAGGUCUGGCGCAGCCUGCAGGCCUUCGGCGACAUCUCCUUCGCCUACUCCUACGCCUACAUCCUCAUCGAGAUCCAGGACACCAUCCGGGCGCCGCCGCCGUCGGAGUCUACGGUGAUGAAGCGCGCCACGAUGGUGAGCGUCGCCACGACCACGGCCUUCUACAUGCUGUGCGGGUGCAUGGGGUACGCGGCGUUCGGCGACGACGCCCCCGAAAACCUCCUCACAGGGUUCGGCUUCUACGAGCCCUACUGGCUCCUCGACGUCGCCAACGCCGCCAUCGUCGUGCACCUCGUCGGCGCCUACCAGGUCUUCGUCCAGCCGCUCUUCGCCUUCGUCGAGACGCGGGCGGCGGCGCGGUGGCCGGGGAGCAGGUUCCUGUCCCGGGAGGUGAGGGUGGGGCCCUUCGUCCUCAGCGUGUUCCGGCUCACGUGGCGCACGGCGUUCGUCUGCCUCACCACCGUCGUCGCCAUGUGCCUCCCCUUCUUCGGCGACGUCGUGGGCUUGCUCGGAGCCAUCUCGUUCUGGCCGCUCACCGUCUACUUCCCCGUCGAGAUGUACAUCGCGCAGCGCGGCGUGCCGAGGUGGAGCACGCGGUGGGUGUGCCUCCAGACGCUCAGCGCCGCGUGCUUCGUCGUGUCCGUCGCCGGCGCCAUAGGCUCCACGGCCGGCGUCAUAGGCUCGAUCAAGUUGCACCGGCCGUUCAGCGGCUACUAGGAUUAGGAGCACGAUCCGCUCUGUUGCAGUCACAAAGCUAGCUGACCAGACUGCGCAGAUCCUUUCUACCUUUAAUUUAGCGAUGUGUCACAACAGUUAUUCUUAUAUUUGUACGUAGAAAAAUGUGAAACUCGCCAAGAUUUAUGAUUGAUGAGGAUAAAAUAUAAUGGAGGAAAAAAGAACUCUUCCAGCAGAACAGGUGAUAGUCCAAUGAGGAGCUUCGAAAAGUAAAAGAAAAAAGUUCCAUUUGUUUA